AUGGAACCGAUUGUUGGAGCAUCAAGAUUAACUAAACCUCCACCAAACAGGAAAUCUCCAGCACAGGAAUGGCAAAGGCCAGUAUCUCUAUUUCCAUCAUUUGCUUCAAUCAAUAUGGAAGAAAUUCAGAAGAGAAUGAAAGAAAGACAGGAAGAACUGAAGAAGAAAGUAUCACAGGGUUCUGGAAUGCAAGAACAAAAUGACUUAGAGGCAAACCUGAUGCAUAAAUUUGCAGAGAAGCAGUUGGUUAAUAAAAAUUUUGAUAUGUGGUUACUGAAUGUGAAAAUGCAUGAAGUAAGGAUUUGUGGCAGGCCAGAUAUUCAAGAUACUGCAGAAAUGUUGAGAAUUGAUUCAUAUCAAGGUGAUUCAUAUCAAGGAAAUCUUGAUGAAGCAGUAGAAGACUUAGUGAUGAUUACAGGAAGUGAAGGUCAUGAAACGACAAACAAUGCUGCACAAGUAGUACAUGAGGAUAAUGUGUCAGAUGAUGAAUCAAUAGUAGCUAAAAAUCAAGAGUACAUAUUCCCAAGCCCAGAAGAAGUCGAAAAAUCUGUUGAACCUUCUGUUGGAAUGGUGUUUGAGAGCCUGACAGAAGCUCAAAGGUAUCUCAAUGUCCAUGGGCUCCUAAAUGGAUAUGCAAUUAGAAAGGGUACAAACUACUUGAAGAAGACAUACCAACUAGAAUGCAACAGAAGUGGAAAGCCAAAAGUUAUGGAGAAUGCACAAAUGAUAAGAAGAAGGAAUUACAUCCUGAAAACAGGUUGCAAGAUGAAGGUUAUAGUUAAACUGAUAAAUGGAAAAUGGGUUUUCACAAAAGUCGACAGUGAGCAUAAUCACAAUGUAGUGUCUUCUCCUUCCCUAACUAAGUUUUUCUUGAACCACAAAAGGAUGACAGAGGAUGAGAAAGCAUUCUCCAAGAUUUUGCAAGAUGCAAGAAUUAAGCCUAUGAAUAUCAUGUCAAUAUUCAGAGAAUUGAAGGGGAGUUUCAAAAAUGUAUUCUUCAAUGCAAAGAACUUGGACAAUCUGAAGCAAAAGGAGCGCAUCAAAACAAGAAAUUCAGACAUUGAAACAACAGUAAAUUAUUUAAAGAAAGUGCAGAAUGAAAGCCCAGGUUUUUACUAUACUAUGAGAAUGGAUGAAGAAAACAUAGUGAGAAGCAUAUUUUGGACAGAUGCUAGAGGAAGAAUGGAUUAUGACUUGUAUGGAGAUUUCAUAUCGUUUGAUACAACUUUCAGUACAAACAGGUAUAAUAUGCCUUUUGCACCAAUAGUGGGGAUAAAUGGACAUAGGAAGAAUGUGAUAUUUGGAUGUGCUCUAAUUGAAGAUCAAACUGCUGAAACUUUUGAAUGGGUGUUCAGAACUUUUGUUGAGACUAUGAGUGGCAAGAAACCCAAGAUAAUAAUGACAGACCAAGAUACAUCAAUGAAAAAAGCAAUUGCAAAUUAUAUGUCAGAUGUCAUUCAUAGUCUUUGCAUCUGGCACAUAAUGAAAAAUCUGCAUGAGAAAUGUGGAUGCUUCAUGAGCCAAAAGCACAGAGAAGGGAUGGAGAAAAGGCUAAAUGAACUAGUUUAUGAUUCACUCCAUGUAGCAGAAUUUGAAUCUGGAUGGCAAACAAUGCUACAAGAUUAUGAUGCAGAAAAAAAUGAGCACCUACAACUUAUGUACAGAUUGAGAAAGUUGUGGGUUCCCGUAUACUUCAAAGAUACAAUGUGUCCAUUCAUCCAUUCUACUUCAAGGAGUGAGAGCACAAACUCAUAUUUCAAGGAUUAUAUAAUUCCUAAAGAUACAAUAGAGAAUUUCAUGAGGCAGUUCGAAAUAAUACAAGAAACAAGCAUUGCCAAGGAGGAUGAAAACAGGUUUACAAGUUUAGUAAAAGAACCAACAUAUUGCACACAUCAGCGCAUUGAAAGACAUGCAGCAAAACUUUAUAAUAGAGACAUUUUUGUGAAAUUUCAAGAAGAACUGUUCAAUUCAAGUGCAUUCUCAGUGAAUGAGAUCAUAAAGGAUCACAAGUACACAAUUGUAAAGAAUUGUUUCUAUAAGAAUGCCGAGUUCUGGAAGGACAAGUUCAUCAUAGAAGUUGAUAGAAUAAAGCAAGAGUUCAAAUGUGAAUGUUGCAAGUUACAGAGGGAUGGUCUGGUAUGCUGUCAUAUUCUAAGACUAUUUACUCAGCUUGGAAUCAACAAACUCCCAGAUUCAUGCAUAAAUAGAAGGUGGACAAAAACCUACAGAGAAGAAGAGCUUGAGAAGCAGAAAAAGAAAUGCAUAGAAGACCCAGGAUGUACCAAAGCUCAAAAGGCAAUUAGAUAUGCUAUGGUGAACAACAAAGUGACUGAUAUAUGGUCUGAUAUAUGCAACAAUGCUGCACGGAGCAAGGAAUUUCUUGAAGAGUUAGAAAGAUUUCAUGAGAAGAUAUUGAAAGAAAAAGAAGGUACACAACAAGAAGUUGAAAAGCAGAAUGCUUUGAAGGAUCCACCGAUUGGUGAAGGCAAAUCAGUGCUGAAAGGAAAACGCAUGAAACAUCCUACAGAACCAACUGUGGAGGAGAAGAAAAGAAAGGCAAAGGAAAAGGAACAAGGAAAGUAG
This is a messenger RNA of Panicum virgatum (switchgrass), 2583 nucleotides long. RefSeq names its product protein FAR1-RELATED SEQUENCE 5-like. Gene Ontology annotation, molecular function: zinc ion binding. The coding region runs from base 1 to 2583 and encodes 860 amino acids. Lineage: Eukaryota; Viridiplantae; Streptophyta; Magnoliopsida; Poales; Poaceae. The transcript has 4 exons. The record is from RefSeq and is a predicted model, not a curated record. Gene Ontology annotation, biological process: regulation of DNA-templated transcription.